Molecule: messenger RNA, 1268 nt
Organism: Phodopus roborovskii (desert hamster)
Lineage: Eukaryota; Metazoa; Chordata; Mammalia; Rodentia; Cricetidae
Gene: Grtp1
Product: growth hormone regulated TBC protein 1
Exons: 8
Coding region: 107-1135 (342 amino acids)
Source: RefSeq, a predicted model, not a curated record
CGCCCCCGCCGGAAGCACUCGCGCGCCCCGGGGCCGGCAGCGCACCGGGGUCCAGCGCUCAGGGCUGAGCUGCAUUGGAGUCCCGCGGUCCGCGGCCCUUCUCCGCAUGGAUCCCGCAGAGCGCGCGCAGGCGGCACGAGCUCGGGUGCCCAGGAUCGAUCCGUAUGGAUUUGAAAGGCCGGAAGACUUUGAUUAUGAAGCUUAUGAAGAAUUCUUUUCCACGUACCUGGUGAUACUCACCAAGAGGGCGAUCAAAUGGUCCAAACUUCUAAAGGGGAGCGACAGGAUCCGAAAAAGCCUGACAGUGAAGCGCUAUGUCCGGAAGGGAAUCCCACUGGAGCACCGGGCCCGUGUCUGGAUGGCUAUGAGUGGUGCCCAGGCCCAGAUGGACCAGAACCCUGGAUACUACCGGCGACUGCUCGAGGGAGAGUGUAGUCCCAGCCUGGAGGAAGCCAUCAGGACAGACCUGAACCGGACAUUCCCUGACAACGUGAGGUUCCGGAAGACGUCAGAGCCUUGUCUUCAGAAGACCCUAUACAAUGUGCUGCUGGCAUACGGGCUACACAACCAAGGUGUGGGGUACUGCCAGGGAAUGAAUUUCAUAGCAGGAUAUCUGAUCCUUAUCACCAAGAACGAAGAGGAAUCUUUUUGGCUCUUGGAUGCUCUUGUUGGAAGAAUACUGCCUGAUUACUAUAGCCCGGCAAUGCUGGGACUGAAGACGGAUCAGGAGGUCCUAGCAGAGCUGGUGAGGAUGAAGUUGCCAGCGGUGGCAGCCCUGAUGGAUGGCCAUGGUGUGCUAUGGACCCUGCUAGUGUCUCGAUGGUUCAUCUGCCUGUUUGUGGACAUCCUGCCAGUGGAGACUGUGCUACGGAUCUGGGACUGUUUGUUCAAUGAAGGUUCCAAGAUCAUCUUCCGGGUUGCUCUGACCUUAAUUAAGCAACACCAGGAAUUUAUAUUGGAAGCCAAAAGUGUUCCAGACAUCUGUGACAAAUUCAAACAAAUCACCAAAGGGGACUUUGUGACUGAGUGUCACACAUUCAUGCAAAAAAUAUUUUCAGAACCAGGAAGCUUGUCCAUGACAACCAUCACCAGGCUCCGGGAGAGUUGCCGAGCUACACUGCUGACCCAGGGCUGAGUGCACACCUCCUACUCUGCUGCUGCUUGCACAACAGACACUUCACCAAUUCCUGCCACUUUGUUCCUGUUGUAAAUACUUGAAAUCAUAAAACUCUUAAUGUGAACUUUUAAAAGACAAUGAUUUAAAAUCA